CCGCGGAGCUAUGUAAUGAGAAAGACAUGAACGAGAAAGUCUCAAUCGCAGAUGACUCGACUCUUUGCAACCCAAGCCGAUCAAACACGCAGAGGUCCGAGGUUGUACUUCGGGAGAAAGAAGGGCAAAACGACUCAGGUUCAGGGGCAACUCGAAGCAUUCGCGACUUGCCGUUUUCACGCGAAAUUUUCGAGACCAUCAUAAGAAGAUUCCACACUCACGGCACUUUGACGAGAACCAUCAGCAGGGCCGAUGUAUCUGCAUUUUCAGCAAACAAUGUUUCCAUGCAGUCAGCUGAAGGUGGUUCCUAUCGUUCAUAUGUCUACAAUGCGCGAACAUCCAAUGAAUGGGAGGGAGACCUCGCUAUGACAGCAACUUACUUCCCAUGCCGUCAACUCACGUUUGGAAUUCUCUUUGGCUGCACCAAAACGAUUGAAGAUAAAGUGCUCAAGCGGCUGAGUCUGGUUGGGUCGGAUGCCAUUCAUCCAAUGAUUCCCUUUGGCAUCAUGGCUGAGAUUGAGCGUUCUAGGCAUAUAAAGCUUGUGGAGAACUCCAUUGAUGGCCUGGAGGCGAAUAUUGAUCAGCUCAGCGAACGCAUCGAAACCCGUGGCGAGGCAAGCCAAGAAGAGUUAGACAGGCGUAGCCGCGAUCGAAAAGAGGCGUGGUUAGACGCCGCCCAUCUGAGGAAUGUGCUCAUAAACUGGCAGAACCAGCUCAAACACAUGGCAAGACAUGCCAGACUCCUGCAAUCAGCGCCGAUGAUCGAUGCGCCGCAGGCAGUGACUACCAAAGAAAAUGGGCAUGGGCUCCAGGAUACCCAGCACAACGAAAUUUUGGAGUGCCGAGCCCUUGAGGCAAGCAGUACUCGCAUAGGUGACCGACUUGAGGCCAUUGUGGAGGAGUACGACGAAAAGAUCCGUGACUCGGCCAUGAGGUUAGAUGGUAUGCCCAUGGCGACGCAAUGGUCAUAUUCGGACACCAACGUUGAGAUCGCUCUUGCAACGACCCGCGAUUCGAAGCAUAUGCGCUCUAUUUCGCUCAUCACCAUGAUCUUCUUACCAGGUACCUUUUUGGCUACCAUCUUCUCAAUGACUUUCUUCGAUUGGGGCGACGGAGCAGGGAAAGCGAGGGUGUCGGGCAUGAUUUGGAUAUAUUUCGUAUUGGCCUUUGGCUUUACCACCGUUACUCUCGGAAGCUGGUAUUUUUGGACAUCCCGUAGACGUCGUACCAAGAACAUAUGUCGUUGCUAG
This is a messenger RNA of Verticillium alfalfae VaMs.102, 1250 nucleotides long. RefSeq lists its product as hypothetical. Lineage: Eukaryota; Fungi; Ascomycota; Sordariomycetes; Glomerellales; Plectosphaerellaceae. The transcript has 4 exons. The coding region runs from base 285 to 1250 and encodes 321 amino acids. The record is from RefSeq and is a predicted model, not a curated record.